AUGCUACAUUUAAAAGUGCAGUUUUUGGAUGAUUCCCAGAAGAUUUUUGUGGUUGAUCAAAAGUCCUCUGGGAAAGCACUGUUUAACCUGAGUUGCAGCCACCUCAAUCUUGCUGAGAAGGAAUAUUUUGGAUUAGAAUUCUGCAGUCAUUCUGGAAAUAAUGUUUGGUUGGAACUUCUGAAGCCCAUAACAAAACAAGUAAAAAAUCCUAAGGAAGUUGUUUUCAAGUUUAUGGUGAAAUUUUUCCCAGUGGACCCUGGACAUCUUCGAGAAGAGCUUACAAGGUAUCUUUUUACUCUUCAAAUAAAGAAGGAUUUGGCUCUGGAAAGGCUCCCAUGCAGUGACAACUGCACAGCAUUGAUGGUGUCUCACAUCUUACAAUCAGAACUGGGAGACUUUCAUGAAGAAACAGUUAGGAAGCAUCUGGCACAAACUCGGUACUUACCAAACCAAGACUGUUUAGAGAGCAAGAUCAUUCACUUUCAUCAGCAACACUCUGGCAGGAGCCCAGCCGAAUCAGACAUCCUGCUACUGGACAUAGCCAGAAAACUGGAUAUGUAUGGCAUCCGACCUCAGCCUGCCAGUGAUGGUGAAGGGAUGCAGAUUCACCUGGCUGUUGCUCACAUGGGAGUACUGGUGUUACGGGGAAAUACAAAGAUUAAUACUUUCAACUGGGCUAAAAUCCGUAAGUUGAGUUUUAAGCGAAAACAUUUCCUCAUCAAACUUCAUGCCAAUAUUUUGGUGUUGUGCAAGGAUACGUUGGAGUUCACCAUGGCCAGCCGAGAUGCCUGUAAGGCUUUCUGGAAGUCUUGUGUGGAGUAUCAUGCUUUCUUCAGACUUUCAGAAGAGCCAAAAUCAAAGCCCAAAACUCUCCUCUGCAGCAAGGGCUCUAGUUUCCGUUAUAGUGGAAGAACCCAAAGGCAACUUCUGGAAUAUGGGAAAAAAGGAAGGUUGAAGAGCUUGCCAUUUGAAAGGAAACAUUACCCAUCUCAGUACCAUGAACGACAGUGCAGGUCAUCGCCAGAUAUUCUCUCUGAUGUGUCAAAACAAGUGGACGAUUUGAGACUGGCUUAUGGCAGCGGGUACUACCGAAAUGUGAAUGGUGUGCAUGCAUCUGAGCCCCUGUUAGAUAGCAGGAGGAGGAACUCUGCAGUGGAGGUGACCUUUGCAGCUGAGCUAGAACAUUCCAAACCAGAGGCAGACCCCACAUCAUUACACCAAUCCCAAAGCAGUUCCUCUUUCUCCUUUAUUUAUUCAGACUCUGUCUUUAGCACUGACCCUGAACCUGAUCCCAGAGACUUCUUUGAGGAGAGGACUCCUCUAAGCUCCUUCCAAACAAGUUCUAAGUUUGCUGACAAUCACAUAAACAUAUCCUCAGGCCUCACAAGCAAAGUGAGUCCAGCAAGGCAGCUAAUGUACACAGAUGUGCCCUAUGUUCCUUAUACUACGCAGCAGGUUGAUAUUAUGCCUCCCCAAGUCUUUUUUUAUGUGGACAAACCACCCCAGGUGCCCAGGAGGUCUCCAAUCAUGGCAGAUGAAAGGGUAAGACCAGAUAGCUAUAGAGAACCCACUGCAAUAAAGCCAGCCAAAAGAAGCCCAAGGAAUAUCAGAAUGAAGAACAUUCAGCAAGAUCUUCAAGAACUCCAAGAAGCUAUGGCCAGGACUAGUGGUAGGGGCAAUAUCAAUGUAGAUCUAGAAGAGGAAGACCCCAAUUUAGAAGAUGCGUUUGCAUAUAACAUUCAAGAGCAAACCCCUAAACGGUCCCAGAGUCAAUCAGACAUGAAAAUGAUUCGUUUUCCUUUUGGAUCAGAAUUUAGACCUUUAGGGCCAUGUCCUGCUCUGACUCGUAAAGCAGACCUGUUCCCGUGUAUGUUUGCAGAACAGGAGUUCCCAGCAGUUGUGGUGGAUCAGACUUCAGCAGAGAGGUAUAUAGCUAGCGAGUCCAGUGAUUCAGAAUCAGAGAUUCUUAAGCAAGACUACUACUCUUUGUAUGGUAAAGGAACAAAGUCACCUAUGGCCAGGAUUCGCUUGUCUUCUGGUAGUCUACAACUAGAUGAGGAAGAUGAAGGUGUUUCUUUCACCACCUCAGCUACUGAAGACAGGACUCUGCUAAAACCAUGCAAUUAUUUCUUAGCUUAAAAAAUAUCAACUCGAUGACCAUUUCUAGGCCCGACUUAGGUAAGAAAUAAACUUUUUAAUCAGCCAUUUUCUUAGUCACAUUUAAUUUGACAUUAAGGGAAUCUUCUAAUUGUGACCACCUAAUGUAUGGAAGAUCCAGCUGUUGCCUCACUCCUGGAGCUUUUCUCUUUAAUUUCCUCUCAACAUCUGGAACAAGCUUUCUCUGGGAAUUGUGGUAGGCUGAAGGGAGUAUUAUGCACUUCUUCAUACAAACAUAAAUGAAAGACAUACUCUUCAACACUGAAAAACGGGGAGAACGUGGGUGGGCA
Molecule: messenger RNA, 2447 nt
Organism: Dipodomys spectabilis (banner-tailed kangaroo rat)
Lineage: Eukaryota; Metazoa; Chordata; Mammalia; Rodentia; Heteromyidae
Gene: Frmd7
Product: FERM domain containing 7
Exons: 12
Coding region: 1-2139 (712 amino acids)
Cellular component (GO): cytoskeleton
Molecular function (GO): guanyl-nucleotide exchange factor activity; cytoskeletal protein binding
Source: RefSeq, a predicted model, not a curated record